AUGCCGGACUCUCCAAGAGCCGCUUACCUCGUCAUCUUGUAUGUUGCUGCUCUCCUUGGCAUCAUCUUCCGUGCUGACGCACUGUCAGACCGACGCCUAUCUGUGUCCCAAUUCAUAUCUUCGUCUCCGAGUCCGAUUGACAUAGAAAUGUAUUACUCACGAGCCGAUCCGAACAAGUCAGUCGAGUGUUUCAACUUUACGAUCAACAACUCCGGCUCGGGCAGCGAGAUCAUCGAUUUCGGUGAUAUCCCGAAGUACCUGCAGCACCACCAGAUCUCUAGCCCACCACCAAUUCACUUUUCGAUUGAUAGAGAAGUUCGUGUCGGCCAGGCAAGUGCAUAUGGACAAGGACCUGCCAACGCCGGAGUUGGAGCUGCUGAUAAAUGUCGCAUCAUUUACGACUCCGCUACAGCCCCAUACUUCGAUGUCAACUCGAACUUAUCGAUUCCUGUUAACCUGACAUACACCGUGUAUCACUUGGAGGUGUUGCAAAUCGGUGUCAUAGAGAUUGUCGGAACUAACGACCCAACUCCUUUCGUGCAGCAGAUGAACAUGAUGGGCAUACUAGCUGAAGAGGAUUUCUCGAUCGAACUGGCGCAUCACGACGGUCGUUCUCUCUCCAUGUCCGCACCAGAUGAUACGUAUUUCGGCCAACAAUGGGCUCUCGAUGAUAUGCGAGUCCAUCAGAUAUUGAAUGACCGCCCGUCCGAUAACGACACUAGUUGUGAUCAGGAUAAUCACCCGAUGAUCCCUGUUGCUCUCAUUGACUCCGGUGUCGACUAUGGUCAUUCUGACGUCGCGGAUGCGGUAUAUGAGAACGAAGCUGAGGACGGUAUGAUGGCACAGUAUCUGGUCGACGACGAUUCGAAUGGAUUCAUCGAUGAUGUCCGUGGUUGGAACUUCAUAGACGAAAAUGCUAAUGUAAUGGACAACAAUGGACAUGGCACAGCGUGUGCUGGUCUGAUCGCAGCAGAAGGUUUCAACGGCGAGGGGAUCAUCGGUGUUGGCUACCCCUUCGCCCGAGUGUUGCCCCUGAAGGUAUUUGAUUAUGAUGUCACUGGUCGGCUGAGCGAUGCGCUGCGAGCAUUUGACUACGCUAUCGACAAGGGUGUGAAAAUAAGCAGUGUAUCCUGGUUUGCAAGAUCUUAUUCGGCUGUCUUCCAUAUCGCGGUUGGGCGUGCCGGAACAUUCGGUCACCUACUUGUGGCUGCUGCCGGAAACGAUGGGCAGGACUUGGAUGUUAUGGGUGGGAGUUAUCCAUGUGGUUUCAAUGCUACUAAUGUUCUCUGUACGGCUGCGCAUACUGCCAGUGGGGACCGAUGGAUUUCGUCUAACUACGGGCCAAUUGUAGUCGACGUAUCUGCUCCUGGUGUCAACGUCAUCUCAACUGCCACCCCGAAUGGUUAUGCUACAUUCAAUGGUACCAGCUUAGCCGCUGCUGAAGUAGCUGGACUCGCUGCCUUAUUAAUUGGAUCACGGUCGCCAUUCCCUCUGGCAUUUGACGAAGUGAUCGCCGCGAUAAUCACUACUGCUAGCGCUGCAGGAUGGACUGCCUAUGGACGUGUCGAUGCAUAUGCCGCUUUGCAAGCGGUCGUUGGCAAUGCUAACUGGCUUAACGGGGCUCUCUCUGUCUGGAAGGACGAUGAAUGCGUCGAAUAUGUCCGACUCUCUCCAUUUUCGAGCGCCGAGAUGCAACUUUGCGUAUUCACGCCUCCUAUGAUAGGCUACAGAGAGUAUGAUUUGGGAGGCGUUAUUGGUGAAGGCGCUGUCCACCUGGACAUCCGCCUUCGAGCUGUUCCCCCUCCUGGUGCCUGCCAAGUAUCAGUUCCGAUGAUAGACUUUGGAGUUCUUAUGGCUGGCAGCACAGGUAUUGCCAGCUAUACUAUUACUAAUACUUUUGGCUCUGACCUCGUUGUCGACCCAAGUAGAAUGCUCCCAUGGAGUCCAGAACUCCAAGUUAUCCUCCCAGCUGGUCCGGUCGUUGUUGCUGAGGGCCAGUCGGUCACUGUCGAGCUCUCGUUGGCCGUAUUCCACCCAGGGCCAGUCAAUCUUGUGGUUGAUAGCUUGAGUGAGAAUUGCCCGCCCAUACCUCUGACGGCCUCUGUGCAGUCAUCAACUAUCCGUGUGUCCAACGGCUCGGCCACGAACUCUACAGAGUAUAUCCCUGUUGGUUUGCGGAUGGUUCCCUCUACGGCUACAAUUGAGAAUCCCUCAACGUACGAGCUGAAGACGCAAGUGGUCGCUAGCGAUGCCGAAUAUCUGGUAGAAGGUCCAUUCUCUGCGGUAUCUUUUCCUAUCUGGCCUACUGGUGGAGGCUGGGUCCCGGAAAUCUCUAUUGUUGGUCAACAUAUACUAGCGGGUUGUAUCGGAGGUGAAGUGCAUAUGAUCUCUCUUGGUCAGUACUUCCCUUUUUUCGGCGUUGACGUCGACUCGGUCAAUGUUGGUUGCAAUGGUUUCAUCGAGUUGCCGCCAUUCUCACCAUCGCCAGUCACGGCCCUCCCUCGUAUCCCUUCGCCAGCUGAGCCGAAACAUGCUAUCGCCGCUUACUGGACUGAAGCCAAUUCAACUAGGUGCUCCGUUAGCUCUUGCAAUAUCUCGUACGUGCUGGACUACAAGACACGGCUGCUGAUGGUUGAAUGGGACGGUUUGGAGGUUCAGGUGAACAACAGUUGGCAUACGUUGAGUAUGCAGGCUCACCUGUUCUCGGAAGGACGUAUCGAUCUACUCUACGCCUCUUUGCCUGACCCAGCUUAUCGUGAGGAUGUUGCAGCUGGUUUGAAGGGAAGUGACGCUAACGACUGUCACAACUUGAUGCAUCUCUUGGCUACCUCCGGACCUCUUACAUUGAUCUUUAUCCCAAAGGUUAAAUCCCAACAAGUGAUCGUUCCGCCACUUUCCUCCAUGUCUGUCAACUUCUCUCUGGCUGUGCCAUACAUGGGUGUACCCGAUGAUGAUCUUGACGCAUGGUGUGAAGAUGAUAUCAACUGGUUGGACGGUGCUGGGAGACACUGCGCUGAUUACAUUGCUGAGGCUCUGUGCACCCCGGCUGGUCUCUACGGUAUUGGUUGGAAUGCUCUAUGGGGUGACUUUAUGACUGUUGCUACAACCACGCCAGCGAAUGUCAGUUGUUGCGGUUGUGGUGGCGGAACUUGGUACCGAGACGAUAGCCCUGGCGCUGACUGGCAGGACAUCGUCAAGCUGGAAUUGAAGUAUAGCAACAGCUCUCAGGGCAAGUUUGAUCGAACGGUCAAAGGUAGUCAGUCGCUUGAUCUCAUACUGACCGGUAUUGAGCCUAUGGUUUCAACUGCUGGUGGUAACAGGAUACUCCGUGUCGUUGCUCUUGACUCUAGCGGCGUCAUCAACAACAAGGAGACCGGGUUGAUUGUCACUGUCGAGGUAUUCGAGAACGGCCUGCCACUGGCAUCAAAACGAGCCGUGCUCAAUGAUGGCGAGGCAAUGGUGGAUUUCGAUUUCCCCGCGGGCGUCACAGAGCUCACUGCUGUCGCUUCUCCGAGUGAGCCCAUCUUCCUUGACGUCACCCUGGUUGACUGCGGUGGUGAUAGUACGGUCGGUCCUAAUGGGUUACGGUAUCUUCUGUGGAAACUAGUUGGAGACUCUUACGUCCUCAAGUGCGCAACUCUAUCCGCCGAUGAGACUUCGUGGAUCGACCCUCUAGGUGGUGUUCUCAACCCUCAAGAUGACGAGGGCUGGAUGUCGAUCAUGAUGGCCAACGAGAACGGUGUGGUUGUCACCGCUACAGAUUCAACCCCUCGAAGGGUCUCUAAUGUCCUUCUCGGCUUUGAGGGUGGCGGUAUUGGCAUUGGUGGAUGUGGGGGCUUCUGUGUCUUCGGUGGUAUGCUUUCCGUCAACUUUGGCAUGUCGUUGAGGCCGUCUCUUAUCAAGAUCCUCCGUGAGGAAUCGACUAUCACGACAACGGAUGAUGACGGUCGCGGGGGAGGGAGUUCGACCACGUUGAUUGCGACGCUGGUUGUCGAGCUAUCCGUCCUGGAUCGUAUUGCAAAUACUGGUUGA
Molecule: messenger RNA, 4032 nt
Organism: Perkinsus marinus ATCC 50983
Lineage: Eukaryota; Perkinsozoa; Perkinsida; Perkinsidae
Product: subtilisin, putative
Exons: 16
Coding region: 1-4032 (1343 amino acids)
Biological process (GO): proteolysis
Molecular function (GO): serine-type endopeptidase activity
Source: RefSeq, a predicted model, not a curated record